Aureobasidium namibiae CBS 147.97 is the source of this 849-nucleotide messenger RNA. Its product is annotated as Clavaminate synthase-like protein. Lineage: Eukaryota; Fungi; Ascomycota; Dothideomycetes; Dothideales; Saccotheciaceae. The transcript has 2 exons. Gene Ontology annotation, molecular function: 2-oxoglutarate-dependent dioxygenase activity. The coding region runs from base 1 to 849 and encodes 282 amino acids. The record is from RefSeq and is a predicted model, not a curated record.
AUGCUGAGAAAUCUUCUGCGACAUAGUCGACACUACUCAACAUCGGUAUCUUCGUUCCGUGCUGUACCCAUUCUUCCAGACGCCUCAUUGAAGACAUUCCGGGACCAGGCCUUCGUUCCCGCCGUACCACAUCUUCUGCCUCAAGGGUCGUUCACGUCGAUCCCCGCUAUCCAGAAAUGGUUUCAUAAAUCUUCAGAGCAUACUGCGCGGUGUCAUCUGAACACUGCUUAUCUGAAGAGAUGGGGUUCAGCUGUUGUUCCACUAGAGAUCACAAACGAAGACGGCAAGUUCGCGCAAAUUCACCAAUCCCUUCAAUUCUUCCUCGAGAGUAGUGCUUCUGAGCUAGAAACAAAAGCUAGUAUCUACCUGGCGCAGGCUUCUCUCUCCGAUUUACCAUUUUCUCUGCUGGAGGAUCUACCCACGCCAGAGCUCGUAUCAAAAGCUGGCAAAGGCGACAUUUACGACACGAGUAUCUGGUUGGGCCGCGCGCCGACUUACACACCUCUGCACCGCGAUCCUAAUCCUAAUCUGUUCGUUCAACUGGCUGGUAGAAAGCAAGUCCGUCUCUUCAAACCUGACUUGGGCAAUGCCAUUUUCCAUCACGUUCAGAACAGCAUAGGAGGAGCUGCAAACGCGACCAUCAGGGGCGCAGAGAUGAUGGAAGGUGCUGAGCGAGCAGCACUCGAACAAGCUGUUUGGGAGCCACCGUCUGGCUCUUUCUGGACAGAUGAAGGACUGCAAUGUGAGGUUGGUCCAGGGGAUGGUUUGUUCAUUCCGAAGGGAUGGUGGCACAGUAUCAAGGGUGUAGGUCAGGGUAUGAUUGGAUCCGUGAACUGGUGGUUUAGGUGA